Messenger RNA from Caenorhabditis sp. 36 PRJEB53466, 2163 nucleotides. The record is from the annotation of a GenBank genome assembly. NCBI's taxonomy places the organism in Eukaryota, Metazoa, Nematoda, Chromadorea, Rhabditida, Rhabditidae.
AUGCCGACGUUCAAAUUAGACGACUUAGAUGAUUCAACAACGUACGGCGGUGAUAAUGACAUGUAUUUUCGGCAGUGGCGGGUCCCAUCUAUGAAACCGGUACUCAAUAAAAAGUAAGCACUUUUUUAGAACGCAGCAGUUUAUCAAAAAUCGUGUUCCUAGAUUAGAUCGUGAUUUCCAAAAAGCCAUAUCAAAGAAAGAGGACUCGAUUAAAAAAAGAGCAGAUGCAAAGAAGAAACAUGACGAAAAGUUCGAGAGAAAGUUGGAGGCGUUAAAUCAGAAGAUGAGUGAAGCAGCAGUAAGUCUAACGUUUCAGAAUUACUCGAUCUACACAUUUUGCAGAUUCCUGACAAGGAAAACAAGCCGUUUCUGCGUGCUCCGACCGAAAUGGAACUGAAGCAACGGAGAGAUGAGCUGAACAAAGAGUACGAGUCGCCAAGUUCAACAGCGCCUGCUCAUCCUGCUGGACAAAAGUGAGUUUUCCCCGGAAUACUCGAAAACUUUCCAAUUUUCAUUGCUUUCUAGGUUAAGGCCACGUGUUGCUCCAGUAUUUGGUUCGAAUAUGGCGGGAUUGAAAAAUCUAGUGCUUCCCCCGACGACGACGUCUUCAGUACUGGGAAGCUUGCCCCGAAAACCAACGUUAUCAGAAAGUAGCACAGGGACAGGCACUCCGAAAGACAACUCGUUCCUGAACAGCAGUCACGAGACGGUAUUCUUCCCGCAGACACACAAUUCGUUUAAUUUGGAUCACUACAACGGAACGAGACCUUCCUUUGCCUUCGCUGGAUUAAACGCGGCCACGUCGACACCUCUUUCAAAGAGCCAUCAGAAGAAAUUCUCGAUUGGAUCGUUAAAAAUCACCGAGGAAGGAAACGAUUCGGUAUUUGAGGGCACAAAAUACGUGACGGCGAUAGAUUCCCCUCAAACGACGACCAUGGUGGAGAAGAUUCAGAUGCAGAAGCUGCAAGCUGAAGAAGAGGCGAAGCGAAAAGAAGAGGAGAGGAAACUAAGAGAAGAGGAGGCGAAGAAGGCCUUGGAUCUUCAGAAGGCACAGGAAGAGAAGGUUCGGAAAGCUAUGGAAGCCAAGAAAGCGCUUGAACAACAGAGGGUCAUCGAAGCUGAAGAUCGGAGAGCAGCCGAAGAUGCCAAAGCUCGCAGAACGAAAGAAGAAGAGGAGGAGACUCAUAAAGCUAAAAAGUCCUCACCGUCUCAGUUCACUCCUCCAUUCAAACUAUUCAAAAACUACAUUGCACUCGAAGAAACGCUUCUCAAGGAAAAGGCGUCAUACGAGAGGACGUCGGAUCCAGCUCGCCGCUCACUGCUGAAGAGAACUAUCACCGAGCGAAUUUCAGUGUUCACAAACCGUCAGACGUCUACUCAAAUGCGCGGAGAAAUUCUCGAGUUCUUCAAGAACAUGCUUCAGAAGGCUAAAGUUGACGGCUUCUCGCUAGGCACAGAAGCACCAAAAGUGCAGUUGGAGACUGACGAAGACGUCAAUUAUGCGGUUUAUUCUAUUGUCCACAGAUACGUUGUAAGUAAUAGAUGCCUUUUCUCACUUGCAAAUGCUCUAUUUUUAGUCCCUCGCGGUCUCCGACGUGGAAUUAGCUCCGACCAUCAGCGAUCUCAUUUCGAGGCUUUCGUCAGUGAUACGUCGCGUCGAGAAGGUGUUCAUCGUAAUGCUGUUCAACAAAUCGGCACUUCUUCGUCAAGAUCCUAAAGAAUGUCGAACGUAUUUUGUGGACUCUCGUCUGGAAAGCGACGAUAAAGCACGGCUUUUGAACGAAGAAAAUGCGCUCAUCACUCUGUUCUUCAAUGUUUUCGUCAAAAGUAAGCUCAUAUCCGCGCUCAAUUGAUUCAUUACCCCUUAAUUCAGAUGCGUACAUCUCAUCGAAAGGUCGGAAGAUGGUGCUGGACGAGGACCUGUUGUGGAGAUAUGCAGAUUCGGCGGUCGAGCAUGCUCCCGAAGUGCCCAAGGCUCCGAUGGUCCUGCUCCAACUGAUUCAGAACUGUGAGCCACGUCUUCGGCAAAAGGAGGAGCGCUGGAAUGCUCUCCUGGAGAAGAUAAGUUCCGAAACGAUUCCACAGCUGGAAGAGGAGACGUUCGCAGGCGAUGAAUCGGUUAUCGGUCGUCUGAAACAGCUUAUGACGGCUUUGCGACGAUGA